Pieris napi is the source of this 1995-nucleotide messenger RNA. RefSeq lists its product as uncharacterized. The transcript has 2 exons. NCBI's taxonomy places the organism in Eukaryota, Metazoa, Arthropoda, Insecta, Lepidoptera, Pieridae. The record is from RefSeq and is a predicted model, not a curated record. Bases 22 to 786 code for a protein of 254 amino acids.
GCCGCGAGCUCCGGCCGCACCAUGUCUGUGCGUGUAGAUCAUCGGGAUCGAGACCGCGAUCGCGAACGCUUUUCGAGACACUCGUCUCGCGCUUCAGUGGAUCUAGCUUUUCCUAGCAGUUCCUCACGCGACCAUUCCUUCCGAUCGGUGCAUUCCGGCCGAGUGCCGCGCGUCGCUAGCGAUGAUUUGAUGGUGCCCGUGCGCACGUUACGGUCGGCAUCAUGUCGUGCCACGUCAGGAGCGCCUCAUCGGUUGCGGCGGCAUCACUCAUCUGCAGCAGAAUGCGACAGAACCCGUCGCCCCCGUCGACACACGCUGGAGCUGCCCAACAGCCGGGGUCCCAGUGUGAGAAGUCGCUCUCCAGAGCCACCACCCCCGCAGCCUGUCGAGCCCGAGAUUCCUCCAGAGGACGCCAGCAAGGAGGCGCGGCGGCGACGCGUAGUGGCAGCUGUGGCGGCGUCGUUCUUCAUGCUGGCGCUGGCGUCAAUCCUGGUCGUGGUGGUGACGCUCACCCACAGCUCCGUGAUGCGCGCUCACAACCAAACAGCCAAUACGGCAGGAGAACGAGCGGCUGAUGCACGACGUCCUUCAGGCGGGAAUCGCCAAUCGCACCCAGUUGUCGGGGGGAUUGCGCUGACGCCGCGCUACUCCCCUCGUCCAAGGCUUGAUAACAUCAGGCCGGCUGCCGCGCCUCCCGAGGAGCCCCCAGAACCUUUGGAAACCCCUUAUGGACUAUCCAAUAACGCUUCUGUACCGGUGAGCACAACCCUAGCAGGCCCUGCGUGAUUACGCAAGACGCCUGCACUGACUAUGGACUAUCUAGAUAGUUUAUGUGAAUUUGUGAAUAACGUUGUUACUCGUUGGAGAUUGAAACUCCAGUAGGUAUUGUUAUUGUCCGAGGUAUAUGUGUAGUAUAAAGCUAUAUUUUGAUUGAUGACUAUUUCACUGUUUGAUCUCUUAAUUUUCAGUUCGCUGUUUCCUUUGUAUAUCUCGUUCACUCGGGAGUAUUAGUUUUAAAUUUAUUCUUAUUUCAAAGGCAUAGUCGUCUAUUGUUCUGCGCUGAUUUAUUUAAUUAAAAUUUAAUGUUACGAGUAAAUAUAAGAUAAUAUGUACUGAAUGUAAAGAAAUAAGAUUCAUAUAACACAUGGGAUCAAAUUUUAAAAAUCUCUGUUUAAGUUACCAUUUACUACCACAAUAAAUUUAUUACAAUUCUUUUAAGAAGAUUAUCUUAAAUAAUUUGUAAUUUAUGUUGAGGUUACUUAUCAUUUUGUUAUAAAAACAUGCAAGCAUGUUUCUUGGCAUAGUAAUCAAUUUCACGUACAUGUUAUAUUUUUACCACUAUCAAAGUGUAAUCAGUAAUUAAUUUACCGCAUUCAUAGUAUUCAUAUAAUAUUAGUACUCGAUGUGUAGACGUUUAUGCUGAUUCUUUUCUAAGUCAGAUGUAAACUUCAAAAGAAAAUAAUGGGUAUUAUGUUUAAAAUUAAAAUUUGAGAAUAUUUUACUUGCAAUUUAAAUAAAAUAAUAUAUGAUUUAUUAUCACAAAAAUAUUUACGCUUAACCACAACAGCAUAUUUCCACACAAAGUAAAAGUAGUUUAAAAACUUACAAAUAUUGAUCCAUCCUAAAAUCGUAAAGAGAGAAUAUUAAAAUCUAACAAUACUUUUAUAAUCUGUAAUCUUCUAAAUAAUUUUGACCCUUUAUACGUAUUGAAAAUUAUUUUUAUAAAAACUAUACAUUUUAAAAGUAGCAAAUUUUAUACCUCUUCUAUUCUUUGUGACAUUUAAUCGCUCUCUCAAGUAUGAAGCAAUUGAAGUUUGGCCCCUAAACACUUUUCGACCCAAAAAUAUAAGUACCAGCUUUUAUUACUAUAUUAUUUAACACAAAGGGUUCUUAGUCUGCUAUUUUCUAUAAAAAUAUUGACUAAAUGCUUUAACAUUAACCUUCUCACACUUCAUAGACAAAAACUAAGCCAGUUUGAUACUGUUUAAAUAUAGC